UCUGCCUGUGACCUCUGACCUGCCUGUGCACCUGCAGAUGGACAUUAAAGCUUAAAGAGCUUUCAGAGCUCCCCCUAGAGGAGCAGAGAGGAGCUGCAUGCAAAACACUGCUUUCUGCUAGCUAACUCCACCCGCCUGCUGCUCCGCAGCCAUGAAACAAGCACCUCUCUCACACACCAUUUACGACACACUGGUCUUUCAUUUCACUUCCUCUUCAGCAUGUUUGCUGAAGUCGACUUCCUCCUGCCUGCACUCGUCUGUCAGCACGCAAACGUGCAGCACGUUCUUCUGUUAGCGACGCUCGGCAGGCCCGCUCGGGCCUUUUUAACCCCUCACUCACCUGCAGGAGCCACACUGGCAGCUUUGAUCUUUACAGGAAUAAAAAAAUCCAAAAGAGAUGAAGCAGAGCCAGAAAACACAGCUGCCCAUCACUGAGUGAACAUCAGGAGGAUAAGCGAGCUUCUCUGGCCUCAGAUCAGCAGUUUGGACCCGAUGGCAGAAGCUCAGCAGGGAGCCCAAGACCUGACUGAGGUGGACACAAUGACUCCAGAGGACUUGCCCGGCUCUUCCAGUUUAACCACUAAGGAGCUGCAGCAGAACUGGAGGGCGGUGAAGCAGCGAGAGCGACCCGUCCGGCUGCUCUUUGAGAUCCCCUCCACCCGCAUCGUCGAGCACGUGCUACACAAAUACGUGCUCUACCAGGUGGUGGUGAUGCGUUCUGGCAGCUUCGAUUCCCGCCGUGUUUCGGUGGAGCGCCGCUACAGCGACUUCUCCCGCUUCCACCACAAACUGCUGGAGGAGUUUGACGAGGAGCUGGAGGAGGUGCAGCUGCCUCGCAAGAUGCUCUCGGGGAACUUCUCCCCCGAGAGCAUCGGGGAGCGGCGCCUGGCGCUGCAGGACUACCUGGCGAAGCUGUACGCCACGCGCUGCGUCAGACACUCGCCUUGCUUCUCGGCUUUCUUCACAGAGCAGGAGCAGCAGCGGGCGCACGGCCUGCUCCGGGCGGGGCAGUUCCGGCCAGCCGCAGAGCUGCUGCAGACCGUGCUGGACAUCCAGGAGAAGCUGCUGCCCUGGCAGAAGCCCACCCUCCUCGUGCCCGCCCUCGCCGCCCUCGCCGUCUGCUACCGGGACCUGGACGAACCGGAGCGGGCGUUCUCCGCCGCUCAGAGAGCGCUGCCUCCGGUGAGGCGCUACGGACUGACGCACUACAGAGCGCCGCUGCUGGAGCUGCUGGUGGACCUCGGGUACCAAUUGGGCCGGCCCGUGGCUCAGCUGCAGGAUGAGUUGACCGCUCUGAGAGAUGCCGAGCGUGGGGAAGCGUCCUCCCACUCUCUGAAGGAGGUAGUGAUCCAGGAGUUCCUCUGAGGGUGGAGCGGCCAUCCACACCUGGAUUAGCAGGUAAACCCCUGCACAGCCCCUGCCAGCUGUGGAGGUGUAACAGCUCACAGUGGGUCAGAGUACCCAGAGUACUGCAGUACUGUCCUGCAAUAAAGUAUUUAAAAGUAAUUUUGGUAUUGGGUCUGAUUCAUGAUGUUUGAUGAUUAGCGAUUAACGGCUGACUCUACCAUGGAAAUCUGACCACACAGUACUGAAGCCGCGUCAUUGGUCAUCCUGUGGUAGCUCUGGGUGGGGGUCAGCACCUGCUGCUCCAGGAUCAGAUCUCCGAUCUGCUUUCAGUUGCUGCUCUUUGGAACAAGCUGCUGCUCACCUAAGAUCAGUUACGACUGUGUGUACAUUCAAAAACAGAACAAAGACCUUUUCGUUCACGCAGGUGUUUUUGUGUUUUGCUGUUUUUGCUCAGUUCAGUUGGAACCGUCUGUGUACUGCAGACGUUACAAGAGGUUAAAUCAUCAGAUUCAAGCUCGCUGUAUCUCUCAUGUUAAUGAGCCAAAGUGCAAACUGUUCAGGUCUCACUAUGUCACUUAGCUUGUUUAUGUGCCCUGUAUAGCUAACAUCAUCAGAGAUUAUGAGCUAAUCUGAGAUUUGGAUUAUCUGUUUAUCAUCCAUAAGAGACCCAUCUUACUGUAAACAUCAUUUUUGCACAUGUGCAUAUUUACAUGAGUAUGUAAACAGAUCCUGGAGCGUUAGCUUUUAUCGAUGUGUUUGUGAGCACAGGGCGAAAACCAACAGGUGAGUGGGGGCGUGGCCAAAGUCAGCACUGUAGUUAUGAUGCCAGGUUAGCUUCUGUUUGAGAACAUUUGUUAAUGACAACAGGGAACUGUCCGUGUUCUCGUGUUCUCUCCGGCUUCCUCCCAAACACAUGAAUAAUAAUACGUUUGAUUUAAAGUCACCUCACAGAAACAUGAAUAUAACAUCAGUAAGGACAGAGGAGUCAUGUGACAGGUGGAAGGAAGUGUGCUCUGAGAGGCUGGAAAGUGGAGAGUGAUGGACGGAGGACCUGAGAGGGCGAAGAUGUGUUCAGAGAAGAACAGUAGAGACUUAAAGGUGGAGAAGGUGGAGAAGCUUGAACUUGAACAGUGUUUAACCGCAGCCGGUGGAGUUGGUGGAGCACGGGUGUGACGGACUGACGGAGGAGUUCUGGUGAUGACGGAAGCAGCAGAGCUGAGGAUGAAGGUGCUGCUUGAACCUGACAGGAGACCCAGAAACAUGUAUGCUCUCAGAAACAUGCCAUGGAAAGUAAUUAACUGAGGGUAAUUUCUGGUUUUCUCCUUUCAUUUCUUAUCUUCUUCUCUUGAUCUUUUACUUUUAAAAUUAUUGAAGUUGUUUAAAAGAGGACAAAUACCAAUAUGAUCCCUAAGUUGUUUGUAAUGGUUUACAUUCCCAGGGGUUUUACCUUGUAAGGUAAAUGGCCUGUAUUUGUUUAGCUCUUUUACUAGUCCCGCCUAGGGACCCCACAGCGCUUCACACACCCACUCAUCCACACAGUGGUGGAGGCAGCUACAGUU
Molecule: messenger RNA, 2906 nt
Organism: Haplochromis burtoni (Burton's mouthbrooder)
Lineage: Eukaryota; Metazoa; Chordata; Actinopteri; Cichliformes; Cichlidae
Gene: snx20
Product: sorting nexin 20
Exons: 3
Coding region: 493-1365 (290 amino acids)
Biological process (GO): protein transport
Cellular component (GO): early endosome membrane
Molecular function (GO): protein binding; phosphatidylinositol phosphate binding
Source: RefSeq, a predicted model, not a curated record